AUGUCACCUAAUAAAGCUAGAAAAAAGAAACAUGUAUAUGCUAAAUUCUCUAAACCUCGAAAUGGUCCUAUGGGGUUUGACGAAGAAAGAUUGCCCUAUAAUGCUUCUGUUAGAUAUUUACUUAAUCCAGGUGAAUUGGAAGGUGGAAGAAGACGUAUAACCGAUUAUGAAAAUGGGGAUGGACCUGAAAGAUCAUUUGUAAGAGAACAACUAAUGGUAGUUAAGAAUGUUGAAUAUCCACCUAGAUGGAUUUUACGUGAUCAGUAUUAA
Acaulospora colombiana is the source of this 270-nucleotide messenger RNA. The record is from the annotation of a GenBank genome assembly. Lineage: Eukaryota; Fungi; Glomeromycota; Glomeromycetes; Diversisporales; Acaulosporaceae.